AUUCGGAGCCGUAAAGAACAUAUACGUGUGUGUGUGAGUGUGUGUGUGUGUUGGAGAAAGAGAAAGAGAGAGGGAGAGAUGCACACACACACAUACACACACACACACACACACACACACACACACACACAUACAUGCACGCACCGAGACACAAGAAAACUGGAGAUAAGUAUUGAGAGUAGGAGGCAAGAGAUAAAUGGCAAGAGUGGCGGUGGUAGUAGUAGUAGUAGUCGUAGUAGGCUGUGUGAUGUAGUUAUUGAUUGUUGUGCCUGACAACAAUAGGUUGAGAGGACGAACAUGGUUCUCUCACUCAUACACACACACACACACACACACACACACACACACACACACACAGACAGGCACAAGCAACAUGGACUUGACCAGCAGACCAAACGAGGGUGAGUGAAUAUGAAGAACACAAUGCAAGCUCACAAUGUCAACAGAUUCUGCAAAAUCAGGGAGACACACAGACAGACAGGAAAUAACUAUGGUUUUAAUUCAGGGUACCUAUCGACUCUUUUUGUGCCAGGCAACAGAGAUAAUUUUUAGCACUGACGUAUGUUGCUGAAAACUGUUCAUUUGGAUACAUUCGUUUGUAUUUCUGUCAUUGGCGGUAGCAUCUGUUAACCUCGCACCACCCUUAUCAUCACAACCACUACCACUCCACACCAUCGCUACAACCACCACCACUCCCACCACCACCACCACCACCACCACCACCACAACAACAACCAUUGUAGUGACAGUGACUGCUACUAUAACUCCCACUGCAGCUAUAAUAACAACUACUACUUCAACCACUACCUCAGCAAACUCCACAACCGCAACUACCACUAAUAUUACUUCUACCUCAGCAAUAGUAUUCGCUACCAAAGCUACUACUACUACUACAAAAUCCCCUACAACAAAAAACACCACUACCAUUACAAUGACCACUACAACACUGCAGCAGUAACUAACAUCAUUACUACACUACAACUACUGCCGCCACAACCACCACCAUCACCACCAUCACUGCAACAACCUUAACAAUAACCAUUGUUACACCAAUAACCAGUACCACAACGACAACUACUACUACUUCCACCAAAACCACUACAACCAUUAUAACACUGGUCACCACUACAACGACAACCACCUAUGCUAUAGCAUACAACUAUCUCACCAAAAAUACAAAACUACCUAAGACGGUCACCCCAAAAUGGCCAAAGUUGUGAUAGCCUACAUUCUGUGGUUUUUUGGUGGACUGUUUGGCAUUCAUCAUAUUUAUUUGAACAGAGAUAACCAGGCUCUUGUGUGGUGGGCAACUCUGGCAGGCUGUGGAAUUGGUUGGUUUAGGGACCUCUGGAGAAUUCCAUUUUAUGUACACCGUGCCAAUAAUGACCAUUUUUAUGUGGAAGAAAUGAAAGACCGGAAGCGGAUUUAUUCUCAUCCACCAAUCACUUAUGAAAGAAUUAUAACCCAGAUCUUCAUCUCGGCACUCUUUGCCUAUCUCUUUUAUUCUGCUUGGCCCUCUGAACUCCUGGAAUCUUAUGGAAGUCUCAAGACUUUGGUAGUGGCUGUUUUCACACCACUUGUUGCUGCUUAUGGCGUGAUGCUGGUAGCCAACAUUGGUGACCAAGAGGGCGACUUGAAACUCUCACUCAUCGGUUCCUUCCUCGGAGUUCCUUUCUAUUGGAACAAUCCAACCCAAAUCAUAUAUUCUUCGCUGAUUUCUACGGCUCUUCUCAACUACAAGGGCAACAAAUGGUCUAAAACAAUGCAUCGUCGUUCUCGGACCAGUUGCCCGAAACGAACUUUACGAAUAACAAUAUUCUGCUGUAUCUACCUUAUGUUGUGGGUCUCGGUUAUUUGUCACAACAUUACGGUCACAAACAGCAACGGAGAAGAACGGAAAUUGUCCGAAGUAAUCUCUACGUUUCUUGCGUCACCAGCAUGGGAAGAAACGAAAGAAUCGGUUUGGUUUCUCUUUGAGUAUGGUACACAGUACGGUUGGUACAAUCUUGCUGAAGCUGUAUGGAAGAUAUUUGACUCCGACGGUAUCCACAAUGCUUACAAGGUACUUGGUUUACAUCAUAACGCAUCUUUGCAAGAAAUCAAAAGCAGUUACCGAAAACUGGUCAAAGAAUGGCAUCCCGACAGACACAAAGACCCCAAGAUGAAGGAAAUUGCCAGUAAACAUUUCAUUACCAUUCAAAGCGCCUAUAUCACACUCACAAAGGAUAAAUCUAGCAGAAGUGCCUAACUAUUCUUAGAUAUACUAGUAAGCAUUUAAGAUACAAGACUUCUGGGAAAGGUUGAUAUGGCACUCACACUUUGGUGGGCCUGAGGCUAUAGAAGAAGACACUUGUCCAAGGUGCCACUCAAUGUGACUGAACCCGGAACCAUGUGGUUGGGAAGCAAGCUUCUUACCACACAGCUACACACAACACAACACACACACACACACACACACACACAUACAUGUAAACACACACAUGCAUAUACACACACAUGCACACAUACACACAGAUGUAUAUAUACACAGAUGCACAUACACGUGCACACACACACACGCACACACAACACACACAUACAUAUGCACACACAUGCACACAUACACACACACAUAUAUGCACAACACACAUACAUAUAUACACACAUGCACACAUUCAUACACAUAUAUAUACACACAUACACAUACAUGCAUAUGCACACAUACACUCAUAUAUAUAUACACACACACAUACACACGCACACCCACACACAACACACACACAUACAUAUACAAGCACACACACACACACACACACACACACACACACAUAUACACACACACAUAUACAUAGACAUAUGUAAGAGGUAAGAGAGUCUGAAGCUUUUACUCUGAUGUUCUUUCUAAUUAUAUUAUCUGGUCCCGUUUACCUGGAAUCAGCUCCCUGCUGUAACCCUUAGAUAAUAACAACAAUGAUUUCUGAUGCAGUCACAAGGCCAUAAAGCUUUGAUGGAGAUGGAUUAACUGAUUAAAUUAGUCCCAGUACAUGACUGGUACUUUAUUCUAACAAUGCAUUCAAGAAUGAUGGAAGUCUAAGUUCACCUUGGUGGUAACUGAAAUGAGACUACAAUGUAUUUCUGUCUGAUAUGUUAACAUUUCAGCCAAUGUUCCUAAUAAUAAUGAUGAUGAUGAUGGUAACAAUGACAAUAAUAAUAAUAAUAAUAAUAAUAAUAAUCCUUUCUACUGAAAGCACAAGGCUUCAAAUUUGGGAGAAGGGAUUAAGUUGAUUUCAUUGAAAUCAGUGUGUAACUGGUACUUAUGUUGUUGGCCCUGAAAGGAUGAAAGGCAUAGUCGACCCCAGUGAAAUUUGAACUCAGAACGUAGCGAUGGGUAAAAUACCACUAAGCAUUUUGUCCAGGGUGCUAAUGAUUCUGCCAGCUUUCUGCCGAACAAUAAUAACAACAGUGAUUUCUGAUUCAUACACUGACAUUUCAGCCAAUGUACUGUCCCUAAUAAUAAUGAUGAUGAUGAUGAUGGUAAUAAUAAUAAUAAUAAUAAUAAUAAUAAUAAUAAUAAUAAUAAUAAUAAUAAUAAUAAUAAUAAUAAGAAGAAGAAGAAGAAGAAGAAGAAGAAGAAGAAGAAGAAAUAAGAAAGCAGUAACAACUAAUACCAGUUCUUGUCCAUGAAAAUGCCCCACAUCAUCAAGGUGUGAUCCAAUGAUGAUGCUCUAUAUUGCUACUCAAGCAGCUAAAAGUAGCAGUUAAAUUCUCCUUCAGAUUACGAGAGGAUGAUAUAUAUUGUGCACAGUGGACUCUGGUCAUGGCCAGGAUGUCUUUGAUAAUAGGUCCUUUCAGCCACUGGACAAUAUUUGUUGAGUGAGAAUUUAUCAGAAAUAUCUAAGAAUAUUUAAAGCUGGAGGAAUCUUCCUGGAGGUCAUUAUUAUCAUUGUCAUCAUCCCUAUCACCUUUUAAAGUCCGUUUUCCAUGCUAGCAUGGGUUGGACAGUUUGGCCAGAGCUGCACUGGGUUCCAGUCUGAUUCAGCUUGGUUUCUACAAAUGGAUGCCAUUCCUAGUGCCACCCACUUUACAGUGUGUGCUGGGAGCUUUUUAUGUGGCACUGGCACAGGACCCUUGUAAACUCCCCCUCUUCACCAGUAGAUGUAGCCUUAACACUUAUGCUGUGGAGGGCAAAUCUUCUUGAAUGCAGCAAGGCACCAAGUAUCUCGGUUCUUUGUCAACUUGUCUGAAAGCUUCAGUAUUCUAAGGUCACCACCUUUCAGUACUUCAUCCCAUGUCUUCCUGGGUCUCCAUCUUCCACAAGAUCCAUCCACUUUGAGAGAUCGGUACUUCUUUAUGGAACUGUUGGCAUCCAUCUGCAUCACAUGACCAAACCAGCACACUGCAUCUAAUUCCUUUUAUGCUUUACUUCUUUCUCAAUACACUAGCUCUCAGUUGCACAAGUACAUUUGUAUUACACAUCCAGUGGAGCAUACUGGCCUCACUCCUCUCAAAUCUUCACGUGUCCUCUGCAAUCAGGUCCCACGUUGCACUACCAUGUAGAAUUGCAGUAUGCAUGCAUCGUAUAAUCUUCCUUUCACUCAAAGAGAGAGAGAGAGAGAACCCUUUGUUUGCCAACGGAGGUAAAAUCUCUCUGAAUUUUCUCCAUUUUAUUCUUAUUUUAGCUAUUACACUCUCUGUAGAUCCCUCUCAAGUACUAAUUUGGUUCUCUAGGUAGCAGAAAUUAUCCACUACCCCUAAAGAGCCUCUGGGGCAUUUGAGAAAAUCAAUUCCCAGAGUAUCUGUAGUUUUUAUGGCUCCUGUGCAUCUUCCACAUAUGAUGGCUACUUUCUGUGACAACCUUCCUAUUCUUCCAUUGCACCUCUUGUGUGUCCAUAGCUUGCACUUGAUACACCAUCUGGAAUUCCUGCCUACAAAUUAAGCAGGGCUGCUUACCUGGAGUGGGCAGGGUCGUGUUUGUUUUCUUGCUUACUGAGACCUUAGUCUUUACUAAGUUAACCUUAAGGCCCUUAAAUUCCAGGUUUUACUUCCACUCGUGAAAUUUCUUUUCUAGCUCUGACACAGAAUCUGCUAUGAUGACAAGAUCAUUAGCAUAUAAUAACUCCAAGGGGCUGUCAUUCUUAUAUUCUUCUGCUAUGUCCUGGAGGACAAUGAUUAAAAGGAGGGGACUCAGGACUGAACCUUGAUGAACACUGUACACUAAAUUCUUUGCUGUACUUGUGACCUUAUGGACAUCAUCUCUGUACAUCAGUUUGCUGCUACAUCAGUCACUGAGUAUUAUACCUUUCUGAAUAACCUGAUUAACUAAGCAGGUGACUAGCCCCUAUCCUACCUUACCAGAUCAUUAUUAAUUUGUUUUGCUAGUUGUGUUCCCUUUAUUCUUAAUUUUAUCCUUAUUUUUAAAAAUAUUUUCUGCACCAAAACUCACACCAAAAUUUACUCCUUGACUUUCUGUCAUAUAUAUAAUGUAUGUAUCAAUAUAUAAAUAUCACACACACACAUAAAACCUAUAUAUAUAUAUAUAUAUAUAUAUACAUAUAUACAUAAUAGAUAUUUGUGUACAUGAGACAUAUAUGUAUAAUGUGUGCCUGUGUAUUUAACAGUUAAGAACCUAAAAUACACCAAAUGAACUAUACUCUUCCACAUUUGUGGCCUCAUACCAAAGUUAGAAAACAUUAUUGUCAAUAAUAAUAAUAAUAAUAAUAAUAAUAAUAAAUCAAAUAUUUUCCCCAUUUUUAUUAAACCAA
This is a messenger RNA of Octopus bimaculoides (California two-spot octopus), 5741 nucleotides long. Its product is annotated as dnaJ homolog subfamily C member 22. Gene Ontology annotation, cellular component: membrane. NCBI's taxonomy places the organism in Eukaryota, Metazoa, Mollusca, Cephalopoda, Octopoda, Octopodidae. The record is from RefSeq and is a predicted model, not a curated record.